UUUCGCUGGUCCCGCCAUGUCUUCAACGCAAACAGUAACACAUGGGAAACUUCAAAACUCAAGGACUCAUGACUACCUUUAUGAUCCGUUGUACACAUUGUCAAGUGAUAGGGACCAUGCAAGAUCUACAUUUAAGGCCCACACGGGAACUGAUAGAAUUAAACGUGUUCCACACUUCAAGACAAUGUUUAGUGACUUGCGUCACUAUCCCAGAUAUGGUAUUCACCUGGAGGUGACAGACCCAGUACCCAAGUUCAUACCUCGACAAUGGAGGGGAUAUGCUGAGCAAGACAGGGAUGCUCUCAUCAGAUAUACCACGUAAAUAAACUCUAUUUAAAGAUUCACCACUGACAAUACAAGUAAUUUGUUAGAAAUAAUUCAGGGACUAAAAGAUGAAUCAUUUGGGCCAAUUUGUAUUACUUAAUGUUGAAAAAUGAAAUGUAAAAAUGAUGGUCCUGGCUAUAACAUGUGAAUGUGAACUUUCAAUAACAUGUGAACUCUGAAGUUCACAAUGUUACUUAUGAAUAUGGCCAGAGUGUCAAUCAUAAUAAGGAUGACAACUACUGGUAACAAACACUCAAAUAAAGAAACAAACAAAAUAGAUCAAAAUCUACCAAUCACAACCCACAAACGUGACCUUUUGAAACUGUUGAAGUAAACUUCUGUUUCCUAAGAUGUCUGCUAAAGUGUUUUGUGGUAGCAAAACACAAAGCCAUCGAUUGAGCAGAGUUCACAUGUUAUUGAAAGCUGCAGUAAUGCAUGUGAUAAAAUGCUCAAUAAUCCAGUUGAUAGCUUAGUUUUGUCAAGUUGUCACUGUAUAGUAUGUUAUAC
This is a messenger RNA of Orbicella faveolata, 831 nucleotides long. RefSeq names its product cilia- and flagella-associated protein 91-like. The record is from RefSeq and is a predicted model, not a curated record. Lineage: Eukaryota; Metazoa; Cnidaria; Anthozoa; Scleractinia; Merulinidae.